Petromyzon marinus (sea lamprey) is the source of this 9854-nucleotide messenger RNA. RefSeq names its product calmodulin-binding transcription activator 1-like. Gene Ontology annotation, biological process: regulation of transcription by RNA polymerase II. Gene Ontology annotation, cellular component: nucleus. The record is from RefSeq and is a predicted model, not a curated record. Gene Ontology annotation, molecular function: double-stranded DNA binding; transcription coregulator activity; protein binding. Lineage: Eukaryota; Metazoa; Chordata; Hyperoartia; Petromyzontiformes; Petromyzontidae.
GUCUGUUGUCCUUCCCCCGCACCUCCAAAUAGCACGGUUGGCUAUGUACGGUGCGAAAGAAGUUCAGCGUGCGUGCAUUUCAUCAAAUCUCCAACGAGGGGAGGACCAAAAGAUGGAAUUGGGGGGGAGGUGAAAUAUUCCACCAAUAAUUUUACUUCACACUUUUUAUUGCCAUACCGUAUCGUAGCGCUUUUUAAGUCACAUCCUAAUCGAAUGCGGUUUUUUUUUUUUACCUUCUCAAGAAAUUCGAUUCGGAACCCUUUUGUGGAGGCGGCGGUAGGGGAGUGACUUGUCUUCAACUCCGAGUUGUUUUGCCUUUCCCAAGUUAGUUUGCAUUCACCUCUUGAUUCACGGGAAGCUCUUAACGGCAGCAAUACCGGGGAACCAGCUGCGCUCACCGCAGAAAAGAAAGUUUGUUCUUUGGCAGUGACGGCAUUUUAUUUUUUAUAGAUAGGCUUGCUAAUUACAUAAAGGAGCCUUCAGGUGCAUGGCAAGUGGCGGCGAGCACGCGGAGAUUCUAACUUAUAGGCGCGUUUUAUCGAGAACGCAUUAUCCCCGGGGGGACAUUUUAUCGUUUUGUUUACGUAACGGCUCGUACUGACACAGCCGAACACUCGCCGAGUUUCGUGCCGUUUUUUCGAGAGCCAAUCUCACAGGGGCCUUUCCGUUAACGCGCUAUUUCAGAGCACACGAUGGUGCACAGGAAUGUGAAGGCUAACGAUGAGAAAUGGAAAGAUUGGGGUUUCAUUAUAAAUCCUGUGCUUAUCGGAAACACAGGGAAAUGUUUGUCGAUUUUGGUGAAGUUUGUGCGAACUGAAAACAUCGACUUGCACGGAAAUCCAAAUUGCCAACUAGAUUUUUAAGUGACUUUUUAUUUAGGCUUUAUAUGACGAUACGAAUUUUUUUCUUCAUUCGAUCAGUUAUGAAUUUAUAUAUAUAAUCAAUCACCUACACAACAUAUUGUAUUAGAAUAUUUAAAUAAACGUUUGAGUAUCCCAAUACAAACACCUUCUGCUGGGAAUCGUUAAAGAUGCCUGUUAUAGUAUCACGCUUGACUUUAGGCUUAAGUGGGAAAAUUAAAAGGAAAUCAAAAACAUGCUUUCCAAUUCGUGGAUUUUAAAGAAUGUUUGUGAUGUGACCCUAAUUGUGAACCGAAUUGAUUUCAUUUUCACAGACGCAGGCCAUACAACCGUAGGUGAGGAGAAAUUUUAGUUUUAGUGAAAGGGUGAAAUGGAUUUUUAUAGUGGUACCUUCAUAACGUAGCUUUUUUUUUCGGUAUCCUGAAAAGAACACGAUCAUGAAAGUUUUAAAUGGCAACAAAAAAGCCCCCCCCCCCAAAGAAAACUGUCAAGUUAGAAUGUCUACAAAAUUGCAGUCAUAAAAUAACUAUUUACUGUGAUUCUGGCAGCCUUCCUGAAAUCUCUUUCAAAAUGGUGUUUGGUCUCCUGACCUUAACACGCCUCUUUUUUUACACAAUUUCUAUUGCUUUCAGCCUGAAUUUUAACGUGUCUGAUGCGGGGUUUUUUGGCAAGAGACAUCGGGGGAAAUGCUUCCGUACCAAUACCGGCAUUAGUGCGGUGAUUUAAAGGUAACGUGUUCAUUUUUCAAAAAAGUUCCCUUUGCGGUGUAACUUUCUUCGCCACGGUCUUCGCUUUGCUCACACGCACACCCCGCGCGGUACCAAUGGUGGUCGUGCUGCCGUGUUUUUGCUAAUGUGUAAUACCCACAAGCUCACUCUGAACCACACGUUACAAAAGUCAAAGUGAGUGCUGGAUGGUGCUCAUCUCUAUUUACGGUUCGGCAAUGAGCUGGUGAUUGAAAUUCCACGUUCCUAUGGCAAGAGACCAGUAACCCCGCAGAGGAAGAAAAAAAAGCCCGUCACUGUUCGUGAGUAGAAUGGCGACACAAAAGCAGGGGCAGAAUAACGGGGUGCCUUCGGAAAGCUAAAAUCUGAUCAUGAAACACAGAACACCCAGAAAGCAUUUUGCUGGGUGUAUAACAUCUGCUGUGACACGCAAAUGGGAAACAUGGACACUAUAAAAUAACAUUAAACAAAGGCUGAAAAAGUUUGCUCAGAAACAUGGAGAGACGCGCGCUCAGAAUUACGUUUCAGAGACAGGAGAAGGUGCGCAGGCAUGAUAGAUGUUUGGAAGAUGGCAGCAUACGCGUUUCACCUUUCCUUUGUACACCCAGCCAUAUGGGUAUAGGUACAGCCUGGGCCUGCUCGCUCGAAGAGUACCAACACAACUCGUCAUGCCAAACCUCUUGUGGAAUUUAUUGUGGGCAGAAUCGGCUGAAAUGUCAUGAGAACGUCGGCCCCAAAAUGGCUCCAUGCUUUUGUACAACAGAAAGAAGGUGAAGUAUCGGAAAGACGGCUACUGCUGGAAAAAACGGAAAGACGGCAAGACGACGCGGGAAGACCACAUGAAACUCAAGGUGCAGGGCAUCGAGUGUCUCUACGGCUGCUACGUGCAUUCUUCAAUCAUUCCGACGUUCCACAGGAGGUGCUACUGGUUAUUACAGAAUCCAGACAUAGUGCUGGUCCACUACCUGAAUGUUCCAGCCAUCGAGGACUGUGGGAAACCAUGCGGACCAAUCCUGUGCUCCAUCAACACCGACCGGAAGGAAUGGGCGAAGUGGUCACGCGAGGAGUUGGUGGGCCAGCUCAAGCCCAUGUUCCAUGGUAUAAAAUGGACGUGUGGAAAUGGCAAUGGAGCGAGUGAGUUUUCAGUGGAGCAGCUCGUUCAGCAGAUCAUGGACAGCCACCAAGCCAAGCCGCAGCCCAGGACACACACCUGCCUGUGCAAUGGGGCUGCAGGGAGCACACCGCACAAGUGCAACAGCACGAAGCACCGCAUCAUCUCGCCCAAGGUGGAGGCAAAGGGUGGCGGUGGCGCUGCCGCACAGGCCGCCCUCACCGAGGUACAGAACAUCUCCUCCGCCUCCUCAUCCACCUCCUCAUCCACCUCCUCGUCCUGUGAGACCAAGUGCGAGACGGAGCCGAGCAGCUGCAGCCCCGGCCAGGAGAGGCCCACGGGGAAGGGCUCCAAGGCGAGCCCGUCGCCUUCCCCGCCUUCUUCGUCCACCUCGGCGCUGCAGCAGCAACAGCUGCAGCAGUUGCAGCGGCAGCAGCAGCAGCAGGGCGGCAGCAGCGAAGUGGUGUCGUCGUCCACCUCCGAGAGCCAGGUGGAGAUCCCGGACACAACGCAGAACUCCCCGCUCGGCUCCGCCAACAACUUCUUCGGCGAUGCGGAUGGCCUCGCCAUGGCGGCGGUGACGUGCAGUCUCCCGCAGAACGCCGUCAUCUUCAUGACGGGCAUCGCGGGCGGAAAGCCCGUGCCCAUAUCGACCGCGCUGUCCGGCGGGCAGCAGUUCAUGUCGCUCGCCGCGUCAGCCGGCGGCCAGGGCCUGGGCCUCACCGUCAACCAGGAGCUGUCGCUGGAGUCCGUUCGACCGAACCUGGCGCUUCCGCCGACGGCCAACCACGAGCUGUCGGGGCUGGCCGCGGGGUCGAGCUCCGAGCUGUCGGGUCUGACCCUGCUGCCGCACGGCGGCCUGGACUCCGCCCUGGCGCUGGCGGGGGCCGUGGCCGUCGACCACCACCAGAGCAUGGACACCGGAGACAGUGGCGGCGGUGGCGGGGCCUCCAUCAUCAGCGCCCCGUCCACGUUCGACCCCGACGCUUUCCUGAACAGUCCCAAGCAGGGCCAGACGUACGGAGGGGGCCUCAACAAGGACUCUAUCAACCCGGGGUACGCGUCUCCGGGCGCCGCCGAGGCUGUCUUCAGCCCGGCAACGGGACUCAUUCAUUCGUUGAAGACGGAAGUCAAAGGAAUGGAUCAUCAAGUGGACGAGGAGUACGGAGGGAUGAUUGUCUCGUCCGAUCCCGUUGCCUCCACGCUUAAGCCAGACAACCAGUUGCUUAUCAACUCUGAGUCAACCAACCAGAUUAUUAAGGGGACGUUGAUCUCCUCUGGGUGCCUGAGUCCCUCUACGACUCUGGAGAAUAUGGACUUCAGUAGCCUUUACACACACAAGCCUUAUUCAGCCAUCACCUACACGCACCUUCCUGCCAGCCCCCCUUCCUCCUUACAAAUCCAGCACCAGCAUUCACAGCAGCAGCAGCAACAACAACAGCAACAGCAGCAGCCAUCUCCUGGGUUUUUCACAUUGCAGGAGAACCCCACAAAAGAGGAGCAUCAGCCGCAACAGCAACAACAGCAACAACAACAACAACAGCAGCAGCAGCACCUUGGCUGCAGCAAGCCGGCGAGCCCACUCGCCCAGACCCAGGUCCUGAAGACGGAAAGUCCUACGCAGUUUUCAGCAGUGUGUGCUGGAGUCAAUGGCAACGGGCCUAGUGUCAGCGGUGGAGUGAGCGUCCCUUCCCCCAGUGUGAAAUCGGACCCCAGCUCCCCGGUGCGAUUGUACCAGUACCAGCCGGAGCUGCAGGCAAUGCCCCAGCAGGACGUGGAGACGGCCAUGGACACCUCGGUGUCCGUGAGCGUCCACUCGUCGACGGGCGACAUCGCGAUGGCGCCCAAGGUCCCGUCGGAUGCCGGGCGGCAGUUCUCGGAGCCCAAAGUGAGCAGCAGCAGUAACGGUGGCACGGGGCUAGCGGCGCUGCAGGCGGGCAAUGCAGGAGACCUGUAUAACAUGGUGCAGAGCGACAUGGCCAGUGCGUCGGCCAGCAGCGGGACGAGCUCUGGCGGUGGCGGCGGGGGAGGCGGUGGUGCCUCGAACAUGGAGAUCAACCUGGAGCAGUUUGACCUGACCUUCGAUAGCCAGUUCCCUGACCUCAUGGCCGACUUCAUGGCUACGGACUCUGGAGGUGGAGGCUCCCGCAGUCUUUACGGCCUACAGGAGAGGCUCAUCGAGGGCAGCAGCAACGGUGGUGGCGGAACUGUGAGCACUUUCACGUCACACGUCCCCAUGAACUGCACGCAGCCACAGCAGCAGCAGCCACAACAACAGAGUCAACAGCAAGCCCAGAAUGGGCUACCUGGCCUACAGCUGAGCACGGCUGGCAGCUCGGUUUCGUUUGUGGGGAUGGCUGGUGUGGAGUCGCCGCAGGGCAUGGUGGGAAGUGAUGGACAUGGGGCCGGCACUGGGCAGCUGGUGACUGUGACAGAUUUUUCCCCGGAAUGGUCCUACCCUGAGGGAGGAGUGAAAGUUCUUAUUACGGGUCCGUGGAAUGUGAGCAGCGACAGUUACAGCUGUCUCUUCGACCAGAUCUCCGUCCCUGCGACGUUAAUUCAGAGCGGGGUGCUUCGCUGCUAUUGCCCAGCUCACGAGGCAGGGCUGAUCACGCUGCAGGUGGCGUGCGAAGGGCAGAUCAUUUCCACCGCCGUGGUGUUUGAGUACCGGGCGCGCAACUCUCUGUCGCUGCCAGCCACGCAGCACGACUGGCUCUCGCUGGAUGACAAUCAGUUCAGGAUGUCCAUCCUGGAGCGACUGGAGCAAAUGGAGAGGCGGAUGGCGGAGAUGACGGCGGCCCAGCAGCAAAAGCCGAUGGCGGGCAGCGGAGAGGGCAGCAGUACGCAGGCGCAGGGCUGCGCGGCGGGAGAGGCGGGCGGUUCGUUCGAGGAGCGCAUCAUCGCCGUGUGUGAGCACAUGAUGGCGAGCGCAUGCUGGGGCAAGGCGGAGCGGCUCGUGCACACCAAGAGCUUCCGGGGCAUGACCCUGCUGCACCUGGCAGCCGCGCAAGGUUACACGCGCCUCAUCCAGACGCUCAUCAAGUGGAGGUCCCACCACACGGAGAGCAUCGACCUGGAAUUCGAAGUGGAUCCUCUCAACGUCGACCAUUUCUCCUGCACUCCUCUGAUGUGGGCGUGCGCCUUGGGCCACGUCGACGCGGCGGUGGUGCUGUACCAAUGGAACAGCCGGGCCCUCUCCAUCCCGGACUCGCUGGGCCGCCUGCCCCUGAGCGUGGCUCACGCACGCGGACACGUCCGUCUGGCCGCGUGUCUCGACGAGCUGCAGAGGCAGCAGGGGGUGGACGCCAGGCCACCGCACAGGGUGGAGGCCCCUGGGCGUGGGGACAGUGGCUCCACGGUCUGGAGCACGGGCACCAGCACUCAGGACUCCCUUGGGGCGCCGUCUCCCUCUUUCUCUCAGCUGUCGACGAGCCCAGACACGGGCCUGAGCGUGCUCAGCAGCUCGGUGUCAUCGCCGACAAUCUCGGACACGCGGAGCCCACUCUCUACGCACUCGUCCCACGGUUCCCCGGAGCAGGACUCCCCGCUGCCCAGCCCCGACGUGGCCACCUCGCAGGCCUUCGUCUCCCCGAUCCCCGCCUUCCCGUCGAGCCGCAGCGACCCCCUGCCCUUCGCCACGGACCGGAGCGGCCCUCCGACCGCGGGCGUCUUCGCGGUGAGCGGCACCCCGCUGCCCGCCAACGGCGCCACUGCCGCCGCCGCCGCCGGCGGCUUCGCGAUUCGGCCGUCCGGCGCCCCAUCGCAGCGGGACGAAGAGAUGGAGGUGUCGUCCGACACGAGCGCCCAGGCGCAGGCGCCCGUCUUCCUGUUCCCCAUGGCACCCGCGAGCGCCGCGCGAGAGCUGGAGCGCGGUUCGGCCCAGCGGGAGGCGGCGGAGAGGGAGAUGGCAGAGGCCGAGCUGCUGUCCUACAGCGAGAACCUGGAGAAUGAGGCAUACCUCCCGGCCAUGGAGGUGCUCCAGGUGGACAUGAUAACGCUGGCCGAGCAAAUAAUACAGGCCACUCCGGAGAGGAUCAAGCAGGAGAACUUCACACCCAUGGACUCCCCCCUCCGAGAAAGGCAGGGAAACCACGCCAUCAACCAAACCAUGGCCUGGCUCGCUGGCUACCUAGGGGACGUCGACCACCUGCCCAACCUAUCCCAGCACAGAUCCCUGUACAAUGAACCGCUGACGCCCGCCUCCAACACCAGCCUGAGCCCCGUGAGCUCCCCACUCAACGAGAUCGCCUUCGAGCGCGUGGAGACCCCCACCGCGGCCGACUGGUCGGCCUUCCUCAAUGCCUCCACCAAUGGCAAGAUGGAGAACGAGUUCUCUCAGCUGACGCUCUCUGACCACGAGCAGCGGGAGCUCUACGAGGCGGCCAAGAUCAUCCAGACGGCCUUCCGCAAGUACAAGGGACGGCGUCUAAAGGAGCAACAGGACAUGGCUGCAGCUGUUAUCCAGCGAUGCUACAGGAAGUAUAAACAGCUGACAUGGAUAGCGCUGAAGUACGCACUUUACAAGAAGAUGACACAGGCGGCCAUCCUCAUCCAGAGCAAGUUCCGCUCCUACUACGAGCAGAAGCGCUUCCAGCAGAGCCGCCGGGCGGCCGUGCUCAUACAACAGUACUACCGCAGCUACAAGGAGUACGAGAAACUCAAGCAGACCCGCCGGGGCACCAUCAACCUCCAGCAGAAGAUGAGGGGAAGCUUCUUGAGCAAGAACCAGGACCAAGCUGCGCGAAAAAUCAUGAGGUUCCUUCGAAGAAGUAGACACAGAACGAUUUUGGAGAGUAGACAUUUUCGAAGGAAUGAAGGAAUUAAAGCAAGCGCGAGAAGUGGAAAGUCCUCAGAAGCACAGCCUGACAACCUAACAGCCCCGCUGGGAGGACGCCACUCAACCAUCUCGUGCUAGGCCAGGCCUGGGCUCUACUCCCCCACCCACCCCAUCUGUGUCAGAUCCUAAAACCCUGUUGCCCCCUCGUCCAGGGUGGGCUGUUCACGCUGGAUCUUUUUACUUGCGUUUAAGUGAACGUCACGUGCCUUACGUUACGCGAAACGUGCUCACACCACCGCGUGGAACGUAACUCGCCCCCCUCGUGCGUUAGGCUGCCCCCCGUGGUAUGGCACGUGGUGCGUGACGACUGCUUCAGAGCCCUUGAGCCCCACCAACCCACCCGUCCCCCCCCCACCUUCUUUGCUCUACCCCAUAACCUCGAUUGGCUGCCAGGCUCGUAUCCUCGGCAUUCUAAAACUUCAGCCCUAAGCGAACGGUUUUAGGGGGCACGUAAACUCUUCAUCCUAACCCCCCCUCCCCACAGUGACGUCCCUGAAGUGAGGCUUAAGUGGCCAUUACGUUACAUUGCGUGUGUUAAGCGAUCCAGCGUGAACCUACCUCAACUCUUUAUCCGCUGUCUUUUUAACUUUGUAACCCUUUCACUGGUACCCCCCCCCCACACCCAUGCACCUAUAUCCCUGGAUGUCUGAAUUACACUCGUGCGUGUAGCCACUGGAAUGUCGCACAGAGUAAACCGAUGUCUGUUCUAAACUACUGGGUGAAAUAAUGUGUACCAUACAUAUUAAAGAGCUUGAUUACUGUGUAAAUGUUUUCAUAACACCUAAAGUCCUUCCAUUUCAGUCUCCCUGAUCUUAUUUUCUCUCUCGGUAAAUGUUCCCCUCAAAUAAUGUCCUUUGUCGAUACACGAAUGCCCCUUCCAUUUUGUUAGUCUCAAACAACUGUGGCUUUUGCAUGCAGAACUUGGGCCCCCUAAAACAAAAACAGUGCAUAUAUACACAAGCACACACAUACGCACACACAUAGCACACGUCAUAAUUACUCUGGUGUGACAAUAAAUGGAAACUGCACUGCAUGGCACAGGCCAAUAAUGUGGACAUUUACCACGAAGUAUUGUACGUGCAAUACAAACAAGCUUGAGCAAAAAGUACAUACGUGGGGUAUAAUGCAUACCAUUGAUCAGUAGCUCCCAUUCUUCGGUCCCAUAAGGUGGAUCAAAAGGUGACCCGAAGAGAAGAAAAGACCGUGCUAAACGGUGGGUCCACCAUGACAAAAGGUUGGGAGCUACUGCUCCUCCAUGAAGUAACUCUGUCACCCUUCCCAUGAAGCAGCCUUGGAAAUGUGUAGCUAACGUGUGCCGUCCCUUCACUGCCGUCCCAACACUUCGAUAGCUCAAAGUAGCAUGCAGAUAGGAUUAGUAGUAGGUUACUGUCCAUAUUCUGUCCUCGGGUCACAUCUCAUGAGGUUAUAGGCUCGCUCUAUACACUUCCUGCACUUUUAUAACUGAAUAAGAUCUUUGUAGACAAACAUGCUUAACAUAAUGCACACUGGAAAUGUGACGAAGGAUGGCACAGACGUUGGGAAAGCAGGAAGAUCGAGCUUUGCUCCUUUACAAGUUCUCAUAGUUGCGGGCAUUUGUCAGAUAAACAAAGAAGGUUGAAUGUAAUAUGGUUAUAUGUAUAUAUGGAGUGUAUAGAAAGCUUUAAAACAAAUUACAUGUGCUCGCAUGACAAAUGCAUCUUAUAAUAAUGCAUUGUAUAAACUUAUAGUGCGCAUAUUUUAAAACAAAUUAAUAUAAGGAAGAGAAUUUAAGCAAUAUAAUUUAGAAAGCAUGGCUUGAUUGAGAAGUUGCCUCUAAAAUAUAGGAAUGCUUUUGGCUGGACACAAACGUAGCAUACAAUCGUCUUUAUUUAACAUAUAAUAGUUUGCCUUCUUGUAGUCAAGCCUGAGAGACGCACAUUUAUAUAAAGUUAAAAAAAAACCUGUCUAUUUCGAUGUAUUGCUUGUUCACAAAUGUAACUUAUUAAUGUCACCUUUCUUCUGCACUGAUUUGUUUCUGUUUGUACUCUGUGUCAUGGCUGAUAUUUGCUUUUAUGUACUAGACAGUGUCUUGAGCGGAGCGCUGAGCUCCUGCACUGAGCUACCGCACGUGCGAAUAACUGCGCCUGUGUCCAUUAAGUUGGUGUACAUUAUUAAUGUGACUAGCCUGGAUGUAAACCUUUCGUUUCAUUUUCUCGUUUUUAUUUUAUUACUGGUAUGGUUGUAUGAUUAUUUAUUAAUUUAAAAAAAUAAGCUUUGUUGGUUCCAAUGCUUGACUCUUUUUUACAUUUGCUCUCCAAUGCUUGUUCUCGUUUAUAUAUUUU